This is a messenger RNA of Anopheles coustani, 1483 nucleotides long. Its product is annotated as myosin heavy chain, non-muscle-like. Bases 63 to 1394 code for a protein of 443 amino acids. Gene Ontology annotation, cellular component: trans-Golgi network. Gene Ontology annotation, biological process: vesicle cytoskeletal trafficking. The transcript has 7 exons. Lineage: Eukaryota; Metazoa; Arthropoda; Insecta; Diptera; Culicidae. Gene Ontology annotation, molecular function: small GTPase binding. The record is from RefSeq and is a predicted model, not a curated record.
GUGAAGUUUCCCGACCGAUAGCGAUAGCAUUUCAUCAAAGUUACUAGCAGCCGACCGUGGAAAUGGCAGACACCCAAGCUAAUGAACCAGCAUCGAUGGUGGAGCAUUGUGGGUGCUCCACUAAAACUAAGGAAACUCGAGCGCAACUGACCGCGUUAGAGCAAAUCAACGAAAAUCUGCAGAAAAAACUUGACGGGUACAUUAAGGAUAACGAAAAUCUGGUGAUUAAAUAUGCGUUCGUCGAAAAGAAGGUGAUCGACCUGAAAGCCCUGGUCGAGGAGAAGGAUGGCAGGAUAAAGCGAUACGAUCAUGAGAUUGCCGGACUGCAGAAACAAAUAGGCACGCUCAAAGUGGAUAAACAGAAGUUGCAGAAAAAUAUCGAAUCAAAGACACGUGAGCAUGAGAAUCUUGCUAGAGAAAUAGAGAGCAGUCGCCAUUGUUCAUCGCAGAUCGAAGUGAAGUAUAAAUACAACAUCGUUCGUCUACGCAGGGAAGCUGAAGAGCGAAUGAAACUGGAGACAGAAGUGCUAAAUAUGCGUCAACAGUUAUUACAGCACACGAUUGCAGAGGAGACACACCAGUCGGCUGAACAGAUGGCGGAGAUGGAGCGAAAGGUGAUGGAGCUGCAGGCGCGAGAGAUCAUGCUGAAGCAUGCGAAUGACGAGCAGGGAUCACGGGUCGCUGCGUUGCAAAAGCUCAACGCGGAGCAACGAGACAGUCUGGAGAAGCAACAGAAGGCCUACAACAACACGAUAAAUUUGCUCAAGGAAAGCGAAGCCAAAAAGGAACAACUAGGGCAGGAGAUAAUCCAGCUGCAGGAUACUCUCGAGCGUCAGGAGAAACAUAUAAACGAACUGAAAAAUAAAUUCGAUGCUGCAACUAUUGCCGCACAACAGUUAUCGUAUAUGGAAAGUCUUCUGGCUACCCAAGGCAAAGAGCUGGAACAGCUUACGCUUGCCCUGGACGAGCACAAAAGGGACAUCGAAUCUGUCAAGACGCGGGAGCUAGAGCUGCUGGCGUUGAAUAAAGAUCUCAGCGAGGUGAACUGCUUGUUGCAGCAGGAGAUCACCAAACAGGAGGCGAAAACGAUCGCCAUCACACUGGAGUAUGGCAAGUUCGUCAAGAUGUGCCAAGAGUACGAUGCGCAAAUCGUGAGUUUGGCGAACUCGUUGGCUCAUGAACGGCAGCAGCGCGCCGAAGAGCGGCUGCUGAUGGCGAAACACAUUGCGGACAAAACUAGAAAACUCGAGCAGGCCGAGCAGGAUUUGCAGCAAACCAUAAAUGAGCUUGAAGCGUGCCGGAAAAAGUAUUCCUCCUUGACAAAGGACUUUAAGCGUGAGAUGAAACAUUUCCGGCAUGACGUUGAUGGCACAAUUACGAAUCACGAACUUUGAGGAUGGUCCCUGUUAUUGACCUUUACCACUGUAUGUGGCGUAUGUCGUUUUUGUUUUGCUAAUGAAAUACAGAAUUUAUUGGUUAAUCA